GUAGGUAGUGUUCUAUUGUGAUAAUAAUAUAUUAAGUUAAGCUAAAUUGAUAAUAAUGCAUGAAUUAUCAGAAAAUCAAAUUAAAAUCUUAAGAAAAUAUUUGAAACUUAAAAUAUUAGAAGAUAAUAUUAGGUUUCGGGAUCAUGAGAGUGAAAGAAAUCAUGUUUACAAUUUAAUAUCACGGUCAAUAAUGCAUGGAGAGUCGCAUUCAGCUCUUAUUAUUGGCCCUCGAGGAUGUGGAAAAACUACUCUCAUCAACUCAGUGCUACAACAGAUUUCAAAGGAAGCAGAUUUAAUAAAUGACGCCAUAAUUAUAAAACUUAAUGGUCUAAUACAUCAUGAUGAUAAAAUUGCUCUUAAGUCCAUUACAGCACAGAUGCAAUUAGAAAAUGCUGUCGGUGAUCGUGUGUUCGGUACAUUUGCUGAGAAUUUAAGUUUCCUCCUUAGUUGUCUCACGAGUGGAGCUGAUCGAAAAUGCAAAAGUAUGGUGUUUCUGCUAGAAGAAUUUGAUAUGUUCUGUCAUAGCGGUCGGACACAGACAUUAUUGUAUAACUUAUUCGAUAUUACACACAGUAAACAAGCACCUAUGUGCGUUUUAGGUAUAACAAACCGCAUUGAUGUCAUGGAAAUGUUAGAAAAGAGAGUCAAAUCCCGUUUCUCGCACAGACAUAUCUUCUUAUUCCCGAACGAAAAUCAACAGGGCGUUGAGAAAUCACCUUUAAGUAAUUUCAAGGAUAUAUUUGUUCAAUAUCUCAGCAUGCCUCUGAAUUUAAACAAGAAAAAUGUUUCAAAGAAACGUAAAGGGAGGAAGUCUAUAGCAAAUUUAGAAGACAAGAUGAACAUUGAUACAACUGAUGAACACCAAUAUGCAAUUCCAGAUGAAGUUCUCACUAGAUGCAAAGUGGAUUCCAGCGAAUUCCAAAAUCUGGAUUAUAGCUUUAUUGAAUCUUGGAACGCACAUGUUCAAAGUUUGGUGGGUGAUCAGAAAGUUAUCGAUGCUUUGGAAAAAUUCUCUUACUAUACUGUCAAUGAGCAGCUAUUUAAAGAUGUAUUGUUUCAAAUAGUAUCAAAAUUGUCACUAUCAAAGCCAUACAUAGAUGUGAAUGAUAUAUCAUCGACCAUAGACAACACAGUGUCUCCUGAACAUAGAGUGAAGUUGCUACAAUCUCUGUCAAUACUAGAAUUGUCUCUGGUCAUUGCAAUGAUGCAUGGUAUGGAAAUAUUUGAUGGUCAACCGAUGAAUUUUGAAAUGGUAUUACAUAGAUAUACAAAAUUCUCAAACACAAACUCCUCAACACAGACAGUCCCACGACCAGUGAUCCUCAAAGCGUUUGAGCAUCUCCAAGAAUUGGAAAUAAUAAUGCCUGUUAGGAUCACUGACUCUAUUUACAAUACAGAUACAACUACAAAUAGAGUUCAGAAGGAGUAUAAGUUAUACACACUGGCAGUUCCGUUGGAUGAUAUCAAGGAAGCGGUGAAGGGCUUUAAAGCGCUGCCAACUGAAAUAAAUCAUUGGUUCAAUAACUCGGUUUUUUGAAUAAACUUUUUUUUUAUGUU
Nymphalis io (European peacock) is the source of this 1557-nucleotide messenger RNA. RefSeq names its product origin recognition complex subunit 4 (gene Orc4). The record is from RefSeq and is a predicted model, not a curated record. NCBI's taxonomy places the organism in Eukaryota, Metazoa, Arthropoda, Insecta, Lepidoptera, Nymphalidae. Gene Ontology annotation, biological process: DNA replication; DNA replication initiation. The coding region runs from base 56 to 1537 and encodes 493 amino acids. The transcript has 7 exons. Gene Ontology annotation, molecular function: DNA replication origin binding; ATP hydrolysis activity; ATP binding. Gene Ontology annotation, cellular component: nuclear origin of replication recognition complex; nucleus.